AUGAAGGACGCUGCACUUUCAAAGACUUCCUUCUUCCAUACUGUAGUGGUGAUUGGGAAAUCACGACACGCGAUGCCGCAGGAGAUCGCCAGUCCCAAGCGCGUAGACUUGCAUCUGUGCAUCUCGUACGACGAUGUUGGCGCCAAGAAUGGGUCUAGCAGUGCGGCUGGACCUCCUCCCAGUGUGGCUUGUGUGGAUGAUGGGGAUGGGUUUGAUAGGAGCUUGUUUGGGAGACACGUGUGGAGGGAAAGAGCGCCGAGCUUGCAUCAGAUGGCAGAUGUCGGUACCUUGAGCAUCGCUACUGGCACUUCUGGCAAUCGAUGGGCUUACGUGAGGAUGGGAGAUACCACUAUGCUCAACGGACCUGCUAACGACGCGCUCAAUGCUGUGCACGUUGCAUCCACAAGAGCAAGAGGCUCCUGCGUGAGCGUCUCUGAUCUCUACGCAUCCCUGCCUGCUCGAAGGCGUGCACUACAACACUCGCCCUCUAGCACCAUCAACGCAUGUAUUCAUAGUCUUGUCACCAUUUCGCUCGGCUGGCCCGAUGUGCGCUUUGCUGUGAACGUGCAGGGGUCCAAAGGGUCCAAAUUGGUGCUGUCUAUACCUGCGGCGAAAGACUAUGAGGAAAGGCUUGGAGCUGCUUUGAAGCUGGGCAAUGCGGCACCCCCGAUCAGAUCGGUGGAUAAGGUCAGGAAUCUCUCACCCUGCGACAGUGUGGCUUGUAGUGGAGCAGCGCCAAAGAAACGACGACGUGCGAGCACGCAGCCUGCUUUACUGGCUCUCGACGAUCCUACGGCCACGCUGAGCGUCAAUGGUUUGUUGCUGCUCAGUCCAGCGCCAAAAGGCUGCCAAGCAAUCUUUUUUGGCGGGCAACUCAUCGAAGUCGACUCUCACGAGGGCGCUGCUCUUCACGAGGCAGUACAAGCAGUCUACGCUCGAAGUGCUUUCUCAGCUUCUGAAGCUCGCACAGCAAACAAGAAGCAGACGAGCCCAACGAAGGGCGUCCAAGCGCGUCCGGGGUACGUGCUGCAUGUUUCGCUCAGAGCCGGCAAGGAAUCGGCGCGGGCUAUGCAGCAGACCGCUUGUCAGGACGAAGUCGUCGGAUUGGUCGCCAGAGUCCUCUCGGAGACGGUCGCGGAAGAGCUGGUCGAAUCGGGCCUCUUGAAUGCAAAGGUGCCAAAGAGAGAGCGCACAACGGGUUUGAAAACUGGUGCAACACGCCCUGAUGCGACCAUGAGAGCCGAGGAUCAUCCAUCAACCACUGUGCAGAGGCAUCUGUCCCGUCGCCCAACGUCGAAGAAGCGCAAAGGCUUCAGCGAACACCUUGCUGAAGCUUUCAAAGCUCGCAAUGCUGUUGCUGAGGCCAGUCAGUACGACUACGAGGUUGUCCAAGGGCAGCAUCCACACUGCUGCGAUCUGCAACAUGCUCAACGUGAUACAUCCUUGCUAAGCACCCCUGGGCCCCAUCAGGAGGUUAUGGUAGGCCAGCACUACCUCGUCGAUGAGCGCACAGGAGAUUCAUUGCCCGUCGCCUCUGAGAAGAGAGGUCCGCUAGCGUUAAGAAAGAGUCGCAGAUUGUUAGACAGCGGCAGGGCUGCACCGGACUCGAGCUUGCCGGGAUGGUUGGGGGAAGCGAUGAGGCUUAGCAGGGACUCGAUCUUGCCUGCCCCUGCGGAAGCCGACAUUCCAUGCGUGGAAUCUCUAGGGAGCGCGGAUGUUUCUAUAUUCAAGAGCACCUUUGCGGAUCAUCCUCCUCGACUUGCAAAUAGAAAUGGAGGAAGCAGACCCUCAGGUCCGGACUAUCGCCUCGGAUCCAGGUUCUUCUCCCAGCGUGGAGCGUCAAAGGAUGGAAGCACGAUAUCGUCGCUGCGUGCUGCCGAUCUCACCAAGGCUCGCGUGCUGAAGCAGGUGGACAACAAGUUCAUUGCGUGCACCAUGCCCCUCCACAAGGGCCAAGCGCUCGUCUUGGUCGACCAACAUGCAGCUGACGAACGUAUCCGCUUCGAACUGCUCCUACGCACCUAUCUCGAGCCGGUCCUAGCUUCCAAAGGCGAGCUAGAGACAUUUACCUUGCCGAAAGCGCACGAGAUGCGCAUGCCUAGCCGCAGCGUCGCUAGUCUCUGCGAGGACUCUACGUCUGUACAAGUUCUGGAAAACUUGGGCUUCGGCUUCGGCGCAGGAACUGUUGCGGCUGCACCCGGACCGACGGACGAGCCGUCGCGAAUCGUUGAAGAGAGUCGAGCUACAUCAGGAUCUACAUUGAUUAUACGCAAGCUGCCAAGCCUUCUAAAGGAUCGUUUGACGGACCUGAAUACGCUGUCGGCUGCUUUGGAAGAUCUGGUGGACUGGAUUGAAGAAGGAGGUGCAGAGAGGUUGAAUAGGGCCAAGCAUCUGUUAGGGCGUAGAAGAGCAGUCAGAGAUGGGAAGAGUGAUGUGAAGCGCGAGGGCGGGGAGGCGGAGGAAGAAGGGGAAGAGGCGUGGUUGACUGGACUUCGACAUUUGCCUCCUCGAAUUUUGGAGAUGAUCGCUAGCAAGGCUUGUCGAGGCGCGAUCAAAAGAGCAGUGCGAAAGAAUGCUGCAACAGCUCGCCUCGACGCGCUUCCCGUUUCAGUGCGCACAUGGACGUCCUGCCAUGGUCCCGAUAUGUCACUUGCAUUCCGACCUGGAGCGCGCAUCCUUUUCAAGACGAUCUAUUCGCUGGCAAGCUUUGAAGUCGGGCGCAACGACUUCCUGAAUAGCACGACAGCAUCACCGGUCCACAGAUAG
Messenger RNA from Ceraceosorus guamensis, 2766 nucleotides. RefSeq lists its product as hypothetical. The transcript has 9 exons. The record is from RefSeq and is a predicted model, not a curated record. Gene Ontology annotation, molecular function: ATP-dependent DNA damage sensor activity; ATP binding; ATP hydrolysis activity. NCBI's taxonomy places the organism in Eukaryota, Fungi, Basidiomycota, Exobasidiomycetes, Ceraceosorales, Ceraceosoraceae. The coding region runs from base 1 to 2766 and encodes 921 amino acids. Gene Ontology annotation, biological process: mismatch repair. Gene Ontology annotation, cellular component: mismatch repair complex.